This is a messenger RNA of Nomia melanderi (Alkali bee), 1831 nucleotides long. Its product is annotated as KICSTOR subunit 2. The record is from RefSeq and is a predicted model, not a curated record. Gene Ontology annotation, cellular component: KICSTOR complex. Gene Ontology annotation, biological process: cellular response to amino acid starvation; protein localization to lysosome; cellular response to glucose starvation. NCBI's taxonomy places the organism in Eukaryota, Metazoa, Arthropoda, Insecta, Hymenoptera, Halictidae.
AGAUAACUCUAAAUUCAAAGUUCAAAUGGGAUACUUCAUUUGAAGAUUUUAAUGAAAUUAAGGCAUAAUAUAAUCAGCAUGUAAUAAGAUAAGAAUUUAGAUCACCAUGUUGCUUUUGUUAACCUUCUUUACAAAAUAAAAUAAUGUUACGUAUACCCUAAUUACUACUAUUGUCUGUCUAUAUUAUAAAUCAAACUUAGCUUGUGAUUUUAUUACAAUGCGAUUGUGUUUCGUUAUAAACUUUAUUAUUAUCACAUUUUAUCAAUUAACCAGAAACUCACCAUUGACCACCAUUUUUUUCUAAGAGUGUCCAGUCUUUGACUAUAUAAUGUUUUAAGAUAACCUAGUAAAUACCAAUGUUCAGUGUGAAAUUAAAUUUUUACUGCUGUCGUAGCAAAUGUGAAAAGAAACAUGGAUCACGAAGAAGAGUUUUUAAACACAUUCUUUACUCACGUCGCACAAUUAUGUAUUGACAAAGCAAAAGAAUUAGUUGAAAAAGAACGUGGUUCAUGUCGUCAAACACAAUUGGGACCAUGGGGAAUGUUACUUAUGCAUUUACCACAAAUUGCAGUGGCAGAACAUUCAUAUGCAGACCUGGGUUUUCUCCAUACGAAAAAUAAAGGAUUUUUAAGGAAAGAUAAUUCACUAAAAACAGUCUAUGAAUCAUUGAAGUCUGACUUAAAAAGAGUAGAAGAAAUGACUAAAGGAACUAAUUCAAUUGGUACAACAGUUGCAGAAGUUUCAAAUCAGCUGUGUCAAUAUAUUACAGCAAAGAUACAGUUGAUAGAUUUCUAUGAGAAGAUGUACCAUAUGAGUAUAAACAGUAAAAUUAUGAAACAUCAAGAAUUAUUACAAUGCAUAGAAAGGAUAGUAGAAAGUCAUUUAAUGUCCUGUUCACAUUUAGCUUUAACUGCUGUUAAAGCAAGCUUGACUUUAGAAUGUGAAAUAUUAGUACAAUUAACAAAAGCGCAAGUUGAACUUCAACAUUGGAGGUUCUUAUCAACUCUAAUGUCUCUGUAUGGUGCGCAAACACGAAUGUCAGCUUGGGAAAGAACAUUGCAGAGUAAAGAGUCGUGGAAGUUAGGUUUCAGUGCGACUUUUCUAAAAGCGAAUCAACAGCCAGCAUUGUAUCAAUGGUUAGUUAAAUUACGCAGUAGCAUAUUAGCUAAAUGUUCUCUAUACUUUCAUGCUACUUUGAGUCAACAAGCUAGUCCAGGAGAAAUGAGGAGUAUUAUGAGUAAACAAAAUGUGGAUUACUAUCACAAAAUUCAGAGUUUUCAACGUAAACACGAUGUUCUGGCUGUUUUAAUUAUAUUCGAUUCUAGAGGGGUUGAUGAUUCAGGCCCAGGCUAUAGACAUCCUCAUAGAGAGCCAAACACAUCUGAAUAUUUUCCUGUUGUUCUUAGUUGUCCUAGUACAUUUGCACAACAAUCAAUUCAUUUAGAUAAUGUACAAAAACGUAUCAAAGAACGGCAAACAGAUCUUCUAACCAUGGAUAAAAUUGUAUAUUGUAAAAAUGUAAAAGAUCCAUAUAUAUAUACCAUGUAUAAUACUGAUCCUAAAAUGACACUUGUCACUAUAUUUGAAAGUGGCAAACAGAGGGAUAAAGAAUCUCAUGUAACAUCUUUUAUGACAGAUUUGUGUAUGCAAAUUCGUUGUAACAAAGUGUAUGAAUCACUGAAACUAUCAAAAUAAGAAAUUAAAAGACUAUGUAUAUAGACAUGUGGAAGUAGAAUUGAAACAUAUAACGCACAGAAAUAACAAUUAUUAUUUAAGUUCUUUAAAAACGAAUAAGUGUAAAUAAAAUAUAUAUUAUUAUUUCUUAAAAUAU